This is a messenger RNA of Laccaria bicolor S238N-H82, 876 nucleotides long. RefSeq lists its product as uncharacterized. The transcript is spliced from 7 exons. The record is from RefSeq and is a predicted model, not a curated record. The coding region runs from base 1 to 876 and encodes 291 amino acids. NCBI's taxonomy places the organism in Eukaryota, Fungi, Basidiomycota, Agaricomycetes, Agaricales, Hydnangiaceae.
AUGGACAAACCAGUUGGCACUCUAGAAGUAUUAGCAGACCCUAAUGGUGGUUCACCACCAUUAGAUUUCGAAGACUUUAAAGACCAAAUAGAUACUCAUGGAGGUUAUGUUUUAUCAUUAGCAUUAUCAAUUGAUGACUUUUAUGAUGAACUUGAUAGAGAAGAAGCAAUGAGUGAGCAGUUUGCAGAAAGCAUCAAGCAAAAGAUUGAAAAUGAUGAUGAUAACCUGACUUGUAGUGAAGAACAGAAGGACUUCUUAAGAACCUUUGUAGUAUCCACUUUAAUCCCAGAUUUGAGAGCCAGGUAUGAUGAAAUGGAAACAGAGGACCCAUAUCUUGAGGAAGGACGCUCUUUCCUAGGAAAAGCUCAUGAUGAUUAUCUGCUACAAGCAGUAUAUUUCAUUCACAAGAUUUGCAAAAGGGAGAAAGAUUCUGGUGGCCAGACAUUGAACAUGAUAUUACGUGAUAAUGGUGCUGUAUUUCUUGCAGCUAACCUUGCUAAAUGGUAUUGGUUCUUUUGGCAGGUACUAUGGGCAGAUAGAAUCACGGUUAGAAAGUGUUUUGGUUGCUUGCCGUUUUUCAUGGUUACUGGUGCACAUCCACUGAUUCCACUCAACGUGCAAGAAGCUACAUGGCCCGAUGAUUAUAAUCAGGCGUUCCAAGGGAGAAUUAUUCCUUACUUUGCAAGGACUAAGAUAAUGCUUCCCAAUGAUAUUUAUGAAAUCAUAGACCUCAACAAGGAAAGCUUAGACAAAUUAGAUGAAGAAGGACUUGAAGAUCGUGUUGAUUCGAAUGACUAUUACUUCAAACAUGUAAAUCUGGACCAAAGCGUUCAAGAUGAUGUCGGUGGAAUGGAAGCAGAUGAUGAUGACGAUUAG